AUGAUUGAGACUCCUAGACUUAUUUGCAUGAUUUGGUGGAUUGCUCUAUUAUUUCAUCCCUUGCAUGCUGACACCUAUUGUACGAAGUUAGAGACACAAGAAUCACCUAUCACAAACUUGACAUUGAACUGGAGAAAAAUGGAACUGUCUUGGGAGAGCAGCAUGAAUUUCUCCGAGUACACUUGUGUUGUGGCCACAAAUAUGUCUUCUGCACAGAAUACGGUGAAGAGUUCACCAUGCCACUUUUCAACAAAGGUAACCUUGCCUCUCCACAAUGGGGCAAAAUUUACUAUUGCGGUACCAAACAUGAACAUCUCUAAAACCUGCAAUUUUUUCCCUGGAGGCAUGCCCGGGACAGCCAUUAGAAAUUUCUCCUGUGUGAUUUACAAUGUCUCCCUUAUGAACUGCACUUGGAGUGCGGGCAGGGAUGCUCCAGGCGAUACCCAGUAUUUUCUCUAUUGGAAGAACUCAAGAGAAGAAGAAGAAACACAAUGUGAGCUUUAUGUUAAAGAUGAAAACGGGAGGCACAAGGGAUGUCAAUUCCAAAAUGUGACUAUAAAAGAUACAACUACUUACUUCAUGGUGAAUGGCUCUAGCAAAGUCUCCCUGAUUCGGUUCUAUGAUGAGUACAUUAGACUGUACAAAAUUGAAAGACUCACUGCUCCAUUAAAUAUCACUGCCAAUUGUACUAGUGAGCCACGAGGUUGCAUUAUUGAGUGGCAAGAACCCCUUACAAGUCAUGUGGAAAAUAAAGAUUGCUUUCAAUAUGAAAUUAACAUAAAAAACAAGGAUGAGCCCAAAGAAGAGAAGAUGAAGCCUUCUGUAAGGAACUACAGAUACGAAUUUCAAAAUUUCAAUGCUAAAAAUAUAUAUAUUUUGAAAAUCAGAGCACGUGGGAAAAGCUGUCUUGUAAACUCAAACUGGGGAGAAUGGAGUGAGCCCAUGGAGUUUGGUCGAAAGAAAGAUGAUUUUAUUUUUGUGAUUUUAAUACUGAUAACACUUGGAAUAAUGGCUGUGACAUUGCUCCAAUUCUUUCUUUGCAAAAGAUACUGCAACUUCAAAAGAAUAUGUUCUCCCAUUCCACAACCAAGAGAUAAAUUCAAUGUACUAACUGAUGAAGAUAUGCAGAAAGAAUAUAUAAAUGCACCCAAAAAAGCUUACAAUGAAGACAUAAUUGUGGUUGAAGAAAUGAUUUAA
Molecule: messenger RNA, 1197 nt
Organism: Tinamus guttatus (white-throated tinamou)
Lineage: Eukaryota; Metazoa; Chordata; Aves; Tinamiformes; Tinamidae
Source: RefSeq, a predicted model, not a curated record